Molecule: messenger RNA, 814 nt
Organism: Pollicipes pollicipes
Lineage: Eukaryota; Metazoa; Arthropoda; Thecostraca; Pollicipedomorpha; Pollicipedidae
Exons: 5
Coding region: 1-798 (265 amino acids)
Source: RefSeq, a predicted model, not a curated record
AUGCCCGGCUCACGCUCCCCACCGUCGCUGCUGCAGCUGCUGCUGCUGCUGGCCGCGCUGCUGCAGCCGGUGCUGUCGGCCGCCGCUCAGGCCCCGGCAGACCCAGGUGAAGACGCAGAUGACGCCUGCAUUCCGGCCAUUGCGAACGGCUGCUUCGACGAGGUCGUCAAGGACCUGGCCUGCCAGAACAUCCCACAGGCUGCGAGGCCUGCCACCUGCUCGGACCGAGACGCCCUCGAUACGUGCUUUGCUCUAGACGACGCCCUCAACUGUACGUCAGACAUCAUCGAUGGCGAUUGCAGCGCCGCCGACGGCCGAUUGGUGUACGACGGCUGGCUGAGCGGCCUACGUGCCGUGCAGAGACAUCUAUGUGCUGAUGGCGCAGCCAACAUGUUGGAGUUUUUUCGCCGCACAUCAUGUUGGAACCCGCUCACGUACCUGCAGUGUCUUGAGAGGAGCGCCAAUAUCACUCACGUCACCGACUUGCUGAAGGUCAAGCUGGAUCCCGCAGAAUGCCGCCGGACGCUGCAGGCGGCGUCGGCGUGCUCCGCGGACCAGGCCUCUCGCUGCGCCGGCGUGCCUGGUCGGCUGGAUCAGGCGCUGACUGCCUUCCUGCUGGAGUCGCCGUGCGGCAGCUCGGCGCUGUACGUGCCGCCGGCGCCGGCCGCCGCCGCCACCGUCACCGGCGCCGCACUGGCCAUUACGGUGCUGGCGCUGGCGACAGUGCUGCUGGGAGUGGCGCUGGGCCUGCUGGCCUACCGCACCGCCUGCUUCCGCAUACCGCUAGCCGGUCGCUAGCAAAGCCAGGCGGGAU